This is a messenger RNA of Morus notabilis, 2921 nucleotides long. RefSeq names its product cysteine-rich receptor-like protein kinase 26. NCBI's taxonomy places the organism in Eukaryota, Viridiplantae, Streptophyta, Magnoliopsida, Rosales, Moraceae. Bases 142 to 2844 code for a protein of 900 amino acids. Gene Ontology annotation, biological process: protein phosphorylation. The transcript has 7 exons. Gene Ontology annotation, molecular function: protein kinase activity; ATP binding. The record is from RefSeq and is a predicted model, not a curated record.
UUUCCAGGGGUAGACUUAUUUUAAAGGAAAAAAAAAGACCAGAGGAGAUUUGUAGAAAACGACUGGCGAGACAAUUUGGCUAAUAAAUAAGCCAGAGGAACCAAUUAAUUUAAGGCAUACCUCUUUCGUUAUACAAUCAAAAUGAGUUCCUCAAGAGCACUAAUAUUCUUCACUCUUUCAAUUUUCAUACACCAUCUGAUCACUCCCAAUGACGCCGAGCAAGGUUGCACGUCAGAAGCCGAAUACUGCUGGGUCUGUUCUGAUGUUGGCAAUUACAGUGCCACCAGCAUCUACGGAGAAAACCUCAACAAACUCCUCACCUCCAUAUCUUCAUCGCCAUCCAACGGCCAAAACUUCAACGGUUUUUACAACACUUCUUUGGGACAAAACCCCAACAAAGUUAAUGCGAUCGCCCUAUGCCGAGGAGACCUCACGGCAGAAAAGUGCCAAAGUUGCUUAAACGAUUCUAAUUAUGGGCUGCUGGAGCGUUGUCCCAAUAGAAAGGAGGCAAUCUUAUGGUAUGAGAAAUGUAUGCUACGUUACAGCUCGAGGGACUCGAUAUUUUCUGCUGAGGAAAAGGAACCGAGCAAGGAGGUACCGAGCCCGCAACCAACAUCAAACGCACAACAGUUCAAACAGACACUGAAGCCGUUGCUGGAUGACCUAACAAAUAAAGCCUCAUCGGGUGAUUCGCUGAAAAAAUAUGCUCAUGGAAAUGUAACGGUGCCGGAUGCCGAAUCCAUAUUUGCGCUUCUUCAAUGCACCCCGGAUUUGAGCCAGAAAGAAUGCAGUGACUGCCUACAAAACGCCACCUCAAUGAUUCCAGGAUGUUGUGAAGGAAAGCAAGGGGCGAGAAUUUUGAAACCGAGUUGUAAUCUCAGGUAUGAAUCCGGACCUUUCUACGAUUCUAACGACGCACCACAAUCUGCCGGCACUUGUACGGACGAGGCCGAGUAUUGCUGGAGUUGUUCCGACGUUAGCAACGACACUAGUAUUGGCACUUACGAGGAGAGUCUCAAAAGUCUCUUAUUCUCCUUCUCCUCCUCUAACAACACCCAAAAUCAAGCCGGGUUUUACAAUUCUUCUCUAGGAGAAACUCCGGACAGAGUUUACGCAAUUGCCUUGUGUAGAGGGGAUCUGUCACAGGAAGAUUGCCGUAAUUGCGUCAAUACCUCAAGUGAAAGGCUCAUAUUUAGGCGUUGCCCAGGUAGAAGGGAGGCCGUAUUAUGGCACGAGCGUUGUAUGGUGCGGUUCUCUAACAAGUCCAUAUUCUCAGUCAAAAUCGAUGACCCAAGGUUGAAUGUUAAGAGCAAAUAUAAAGUGUGGAAUCGAGAUCUGUUCAGCCUUACGCUUAAGCCCUUGUUGAACAAUCUAACUAGUACGGCUGCGUCGGGGGAUUCUCUAAGCAAGUACGCAUCGGGAGAAUCUACCGUUCCAGGCUACGAAAAGAUAUAUGCGACGGCACAGUGUACUCCUGAUCUGGACAAGCAACAGUGCAGUGAUUGCCUCGAAAAUGCUAACUUGUUCAUUCCACAGUGUUGCGAUGGACUUAAUGGGGCAAGACUUCUGAAACCCAGUUGUAAUUUGAGGUACGAGGUGACACAAUUCUAUGCAGCUACAGAUGAUGAUCAUUCAUCAGUACUGUUAACUAAAGAAGGAAAGAGUAAUCAAACAACAAUUACUGUUGUUGCUGCUGUUGUUCCAACUGUUAUUGUCGCGGUGCUCGUCGGCGUAUGCAUUUUCUUAAAGUUGAGGAAGCCUGGUCAAGAAAAGCUAAGAACUAAUUCCGAGGAUAUUAUCAUGGCGGAAUCUUUGCUAUAUGAUUUUGACACUAUAGCAGCUGCCACAGACGACUUUUCAGAAGAAAACAAGCUUGGAGUAGGUGGAUUUGGAGCGGUUUACAAGGGACAAUUAUCAGAUGGAGAAUAUAUUGCCGUGAAAAGGCUUUCCAAGACUUCUAGCCAGGGUGAUCAAGAAUUUAAAAAUGAAGUUGUGUUAGUUGCCAAGCUUCAACACCGAAAUUUAGUCAGACUCCUUGGCUUUUGCUUGAAGGAAAAGGAAAGACUUCUCGUUUAUGAAUACGUGCCUAAUUCCAGCCUUGAUAGAUUCAUUUUUGAUCCAACCAAGCGUCCUAGUUUUGAUUGGGAUACGCGUUAUAAAAGUAUUCAAGGCAUUUCUCGUGGAUUGAUUUACCUUCAUGAAGAUUCCCGCUUGAGAAUUAUCCAUCGAGAUCUCAAAGCUAGUAACAUUUUGCUAGAUGAAGAAAUGAACCCUAAGAUUUCAGAUUUUGGAAUGGCAAGGUUAUUUGUGUUUGAUCAGACGCAAGACAAUACAAGUCAAAUCGUUGGGACCUAUGGAUAUAUGGCUCCAGAGUAUGCAAUGCAUGGGCAAUUUUCUAUUAAGUCUGAUGUGUUUAGUUUUGGAGUCUUACUUCUGGAAAUAGUGAGUGGACAGAAGAAUAGCUCUCUUAAUAGGAAUGGAGAAGACGUGGAGGACCUUCUGACCUAUGCAUGGGCAAAUUGGAAGGAUGGAACUGCUUCAAAUAUAGUAGAUACCGCGCUAUCAGGUGGUACAACAAGCGAAAUAAUGAGAUGCAUACAUAUUGGAUUGCUAUGCGUACAAGAAAAUAUAACUGACAGACCAACCAUGAAUUCAGUUGCUCUCAUGUUUAUCAGUCGGUCUCUCACUCUAGCAGUUCCUUCAAAACCAGCAUUCUAUAUGCGAAGUACGGAAGGACCAAACAUGUCAUUAGCAUCUAAUGUUUCGGGAUCAAAUAAUUCCAGCAGUGGUCCUGUUGAAGGUUCAAGAAAUGAGGCAUCAAUAUCUGAACUCUAUCCUCGCUAGUAUCAUUUGGGACUUGAGUCUUUAUAUUUUGAAUCAUUUGUGAACUAUGGAUUUCAUUUUUGUCAUGUUUUUAUUAU